GAAGCACACGUGUUUCCUGUGUUUUCUCGUCAGUCUCAAUGGUGAGGAGGUCGUCUAACUAAACUGUGUUUAGCCAGUGAAUGUUGUAAAAAUGGUGCGUAAAUUAAAGCACCAUGAGCAGAAGUUGUUGAAGAAGGUUGACUUCAUCAACUGGGAGGUGGACAACAACCUGCACGAGGUCAAAGUACUGCGGAAGUAUCGCAUCGAAAAGAGGGAGGACUACACCAAGUACAACAAGCUGAGUCGAAACAUCAGAGAUCUUGCCCAGAAAAUCAGAGACCUGGAUGAGAAAGAUGGCUUCAGAGCUCAGAGCACGCACCGACUGCUGGAAAAACUGUACAGUAUCGGCCUCUUGCCCACCAAACAGAAUCUGUCCCUCACAGAGAAAGUCACAGCUUCUUCAUUCUGCAGGAGGAGGCUGCCCAGCAUCAUGCUGAACCUCCGUAUGGCUCAGAACCUGAAGACAGCCAUCACCUUCAUCGAACAAGGACAUGUGCGCGUCGGCCCAGACAUCGUCACAGACCCAGCGUUUCUCGUCACAAGAAAUAUGGAAGAUUUUGUCACUUGGGUGGACUCCUCCAAGAUCAAGCAGCAUGUCAUGAAUUAUAAUGAUGAGAGAGAUGACUUUGAUCUGAUGGCAUAAGCCUGUUGUCUAACAUCCAUUCAUCACCCUGGAGGACAAGAAAGGGACGAGAACUCUGCUCUUGUAAUGGUGGCGUGAAAAACAGCCCAGAAGUCAACAACAACAACAGGAAGUCGAGUUUCCUUGGAGCAGGAGCGGCAGGAGCGCACUUCCAGGCUUUACAUUGUUCACCUCUCUUUUGAUAUCGUCGACAUCUGCAACUAAAAUCUGAUCUAUCGACAGUUAACCAUCUGAGACUGUAUUUAUGUCUGUCAGCAUCACGUGCUCCUCCACAGACUCUGUCGUUUCACUCCAACACUGAUCGUCCACUCUCUGGUUGUACAGAGCAGCUUCCAGAGGUGUGUAGAUGACGGUUCCUUCUCCUGUACGUCCAUGUCGUUUACUCUGCAUGUUCUUUGUGCGAACAUGAGCUGGAUUCACAGGGUGUGUAUGUACAGAAUGUGACUGUCACUGUGUGUGUUCAUGAUAUUAUAGGUAUACUGUGCAGGAAUUGUUGGUUAGUCAGCCCCAUCCUCUCCUUCAGUGCUCGCCAGACAAAAUGAAAGCCAAGCCCAGUGAAAUCCUGCAUGGUAUACCUUUAACAUAACUUGUGUCAGAAAUACAGCUGUGAAUCAGAAACGACAAUUUGAUAAAUAUUUAAUAUUUUCACUAAGACAUUGUCACAAUGUAAACUUUUUGACCAAUAAACAUUCUUUUGUCACAGUA
Molecule: messenger RNA, 1348 nt
Organism: Epinephelus moara (kelp grouper)
Lineage: Eukaryota; Metazoa; Chordata; Actinopteri; Perciformes; Serranidae
Gene: imp3
Product: IMP U3 small nucleolar ribonucleoprotein 3
Exons: 7
Coding region: 92-643 (183 amino acids)
Biological process (GO): rRNA processing
Cellular component (GO): small ribosomal subunit; Mpp10 complex; small-subunit processome
Molecular function (GO): structural constituent of ribosome; snoRNA binding; rRNA binding
Source: RefSeq, a predicted model, not a curated record